UCCACAGACUAUCUACAAGCCAGGAUCUUAAACUGUGCUUUCAGUAAAAAACAAAAAAAUAAUCCAGUCCUGCGCAAUACAUCUGAAAACAUUUUAACUCUGAAAUACGGCUGUGUUUUAAAUCCCACCCUUUUAAAAUAUAUCUGCGUCGAUAUUUGACCUGAGAAGGACGCGGGAUCUGACCGAGACUUCGGGAUACCGAACAGGUUUAUAAAAGGAGAUUAAUCGACGGAAACCUUGCGUUGUCUUUUUUAUAGCCUAAGUCGUGACUCAUCCGCUCGUUUCUUUUUGCACCAAUUCGUUAAUUUUAUUAGCAAACCCUCAUAAAACACACAAACACAUCGGUUUAAAAGACAUCUGAAUCAAAGAUUAACAGUUCUCUGUAUUAAUUUCCCAAGAGAGCUGAAAAACACGCGCUAGCCUAUAAUACGCGGCGUAGGGCGUUACGUAAUAGUGUCGCUUUCCAUGGUGCUGAAACUGACCGAUGAAUAGACGCAUACAUCCGCCACAAUUAUAAAAAAAACAUAGAGAAAGUAAAACUAUUGUUUUGUUAUCGAAUUGGCUACAUUGUUUCGUUCUGGUUGGAUACCUAGGGGAUACAUCUAUUACCCUUAGCUUUUUUGUCGGCGAAUUGCUUAUGCAUUUCGGCUGUCCUUCCCUUUUCCCCGGUGAAGUCGAUUCUUGAGGUAGUUGUAUAGACGCCAGUGGUAGAAAAUGUCGGGACAGACUCUGACGGAUCGCAUCGCCGCGGCGCAGUACCAGCUCACCGGCUCCGAUGUGGCUCGUGCCGUUUGUAAAGCCACCACGCACGAGGUGAUGGCGCCCAAGAAGAAGCACUUGGAUUAUCUGAUCGCAGCCACCAAUGAGACUAACGUCAACAUCCCUCAGAUGGCUGACACGCUGUUUGAGAGAGCCACCAACGCCAGCUGGGUGGUUGUGUUCAAAGCCCUCAUAACAACUCACCACAUCUGCAUCUACGGCAAUGAGAGAUUUAUUCAGUAUUUGGCUUCAAGGACUUCUUUGUUCAACCUCAGCAACUUUAUUGACAAAACAGGCACCCAUGGUUAUGACAUGUCAACAUUCAUCAGACGAUACGCACGGUACCUGAAUGAGAAGGCGUAUGCUUACCGUGCAAUGGCCUUCGACUUCACCCGAGUUAAGAAGGGAGCUGAGGGUGUGAUGAGGACUAUGGUUCCUGAAAAGCUUCUGAAGGCAAUGCCUGCUCUACAGACUCAAGUAGACACACUGCUGGAGUUUGAUGUUCAUCCUAAAGAUCUGAACAAUGGGAUCAUAAACGCAGGCUUCUUGCUUCUCUUUAAGGACCUGAUAAAGCUCUUCGCCUCUUAUAAUGAUGGGAUCAUCAAUUUAUUAGAGAAAUAUUUCAAAAUGAAGAAGUCUGAAUGCAAGGAUUCCCUGGAGAUUUACAAGAAGUUUCUGACCCGAGUGACCAAAAUUGCAGAAUUCAUGAAAAUCGCUGAGCAAGUAGGCGUGGACAAGAAUGAUAUUCCUGACAUUUCUUAUGCUCCCAGCAGUAUUCUGGAGUCUCUCGAGACACAUAUGAACAGUCUGGAGGGGAAGAAAGGGGAAGGGUCACCUACAAAAGGAUCACCCACCAAUAAUGUUUCUCCGACCUCCACCCCUGCCAAAUCUGCUUCAGCACUUCCUACUCUAGAGCCGCCACCCAUUGAGGCCACACCCGCUGCUGCCGAGACAGCAACUGAUUCCUUGCUUGAUCUGGACCCUUUAUCUUCCUCUGGACCUUCUGCGGGAGGCGCAUCAGCUGCUCCCACAUCUUGGGGAGAUCUGCUAGGGUCAGGUUCCCUUACUACAGAGACUCUCCUUCCUGACCCAAACCCUGCCGUAGACUCCAACUCCUCAGCCACGCCCGCCACCACAGCCACAGAGGCAGCCGUUUCUUUGGCGGCUCCUUCUUCCGCUGCCGGCGGUACCUCCGGCAGUUUGGGUGGAGGAUUGGAUCUGUUCUCCAUGCAGCCAGUGGAGGACAGUAGUAAUUCCUUCUUUUGCUCAGUGUCUCCCCCUAAUGGUUUCACAUCUGCUGCCAUCACCACCACAACCACCAGCAUUGCAGUCCCCACUGUGUCCCCAGCCCCAACGAUAGACCUGUUUGCUGGUUUUUUUGAUCCCAUGCCAGAUUCAUCUGUUCCCAAAACAGACCCAAAUCCCACUCUAGACUUGUUUUCAGCAGAUGUGUUUCAUCCACCUGCCCCUGCUCUAUCUGCCCCUGUGAGCUGGCCAAACAAUGGGGCAAAUGUGGACCUGUUUGGGGACUCUGCAGGUGCUGGUGAGGCCAAACCAGUCGCCCCAACUACAGCAGCUCAAGGAGGAGACCUGAUGUCAGGUUUUGAUGGAUUUGGGGAUGUGCUGAUGCCAGCCAUGGCUCCUCAGGCAAUGGCCGCCUCACCAGUCAAACCCAUGGGAGGAGAUCUGGACUCAGCUAUGGCCAACAUGACCAGCAAUCUGGCAGUUGGAAACCAGAAACCGGGUGAAGCAGCUGGAGCGGCAAACUGGCAAGCACAGGUACCCAACCCUAGCUGGGGUGUUAUGCCUGGAGCGGGAGCUCCUCCCAUGAUGCCAGGGUCUCCGAUGAUGGCUGCCCAACAGCCAAUGAUGAGGCCACAGUUUUCUGCUGCAGGAGCUCCUGGACAACAGAUGUCUCCAGGAGUGGCCCAGAGUCCCAGAAGGCCCCCUCCUCCUAAAGAUCCUCUUGCUGACCUCAAUAUCAAAGACUUCAUGUAGAUGAUGUAGACAGCUGGUUCGUCACAUUAUCGUGCAGCCCUGAUGAAACAGAUGUGUGUACUCGCUCUCUCUCUUUCUCCGUUCAUCAGAAUCAAGGCCCCGAUUCCCUCUCUCUCUCUCUCCCCUUCUGUCUGUUGUUGUAGCACAAACCGUGAAUGUGACUAAGUAUGUGUCUGUAUGUGUGUAUUUUAAUGUUCUCAGUUACUUCAGAUCAAUAUAUUUAAAAAUACAUUGAAGAGUAAUGGCAGAUGCAUUGUUGAACGAUCUGCAGGUCUCUCUCUGAAUAGAUGUGCAUUCAUUUUUCCUGGCUCGCUUUCCGUGGGAAAUCAAAUGAAAAGUGUGAUGUUUUCUGUGAAAAAUUAUUAUUAUUUUUAUUUAUUUUUUGCUGUGGUAAAUAUCAAUGGGCCGAUUUGUGUCAUCAUCAGUCAAGUAUUACUUACUGUUUUGUCCAUGGAAUUUCUGUGGGUAAAGAAUGAAUAUCAGUCUUACACAGGUUACACUAGUGUCUCAUGCACUGUUUCUGUUUUUAUCAAUGCCCUGAUCUGAUUCUUUUUCUUAUCUAUUCAUUGUGAGUUACAUGCAACAUGUGACUAUUUGAUGAAAAUACAUAUGCAUUUCAGAGUAUUUUAAAGACAGAUUGUUUUGAAUAUUGUUAGUCUUAUUUUGAGAUAAAAAGGUUGACUAUAUUUUAGUUAUGUCAAAAAUUUACUUUACUACGUGACUAGUUCGUAAUCCCAUUUGUAGAAUAUGUGUACAUCAUGAAGAAACAUGAAGGCAUUUUCUGAGCCAAUAGUUUCAGUGGUUAAUCUUGCAAGUGUAUUACCAUUAAACAGCAUGUAAUUCCUGUGUUAUCCAGAUAAAAUUGAGCCAGAUUUAAUUCUGUCAUCAGCCAGUUUACUUCAAUAGUUUAUGGUUCUCUCUAGUGUUUUAUUGAAUUGCGAGUAACUGUAUUGAAAGGUUUUCUGAAAGUAAAUCAGAUGGAUGAACAGCAGUGUGAUGGUACAGUAUUGCAUUUUAUUGAUGGCUGUUUUUUAUUUCAAUUGAACAUUUUGUUGAUAAAUUUUAUUUUUGGAUGGAAUAACACCCUUUGCCCCAACACACCUUUGUGCAUGUUAGUCCUGUUGAAAUGCAAUAAACAGUGAUCCAGAA
Paramisgurnus dabryanus is the source of this 3906-nucleotide messenger RNA. The record is from RefSeq and is a predicted model, not a curated record. NCBI's taxonomy places the organism in Eukaryota, Metazoa, Chordata, Actinopteri, Cypriniformes, Cobitidae.